This is a messenger RNA of Paramecium tetraurelia, 2334 nucleotides long. RefSeq lists its product as uncharacterized. The record is from RefSeq and is a predicted model, not a curated record. Lineage: Eukaryota; Ciliophora; Oligohymenophorea; Peniculida; Parameciidae. Gene Ontology annotation, molecular function: protein binding. The transcript is spliced from 6 exons.
AUGGAGGAAGAGCACAAUCACCUUGUUGAAAUCACACCUGAGAAAAUAUCAAUUUCACUUGACAAUUUGUCGACUUCCUUUAAUAUUCUGAAUCUAACAUUGCAAUAUGUUCCAUAUAAAAUUAUUUCUCCAAAUCCUAUGAUAUUUCACAUUCAACCUGAGGAAGGAAUUUUGGAUCCUUGCGAUAGUAUCGAUGUGAAAAUAACUGCAAUCAUCACAAGCUCUAUGAAUUUUUAAUGUUUUGAGAAAAACAAUAAAUUAACUAUAUUGACGUAAGAAGAUUCCGAAACUGACUGGAAAAAUGUGUUAAUAGAGAAUAUUCAAAGACAUGACAUCUCAAUAAACAUCAUUAGGAGCACUAAUCCAUUUGUAAAAAUAGCAGACAAUGUGAUAAUAGCUCAAAUUUACAACAACUUCAAAUUCACAGAGGAGGAAAAGAAGAUCAUAAUUGAGUACAUCAUGAAUAAAUACGGUAAGACUGCCAAUUACAAUAUAUCGAACACAAUGAUGAUAUUUAGGUAUUAGAAUUAAGUCUAAGGAGAUGUCCAUCUUCUUCAAUACCCAGAUUCUACCCAUUAUUUUAUACUGCGCACUUAUUCUCCUUGCUUAUUGGUCAACACUCCUCCAAAAUACCAAUUGGAACCCAUGAGUCCUUAGGCUUAAAAGAAAGUAAAAUAAAUAGAACAACCAUAACCAUAACCAACAUAACAGACUCCGAAGCCCAAAAAGGCAAAGGACGAUUUCAAGACCAAUUUGAAAUCAUCUGUUGAUAAAAAGGAGUUGAAAUAGCAACAACAGUAAUUGUUUGCAUCAUUCUAAGGGCAAUCUAUAAAACGAUAAUUUUCAUAAGAAUAAUCAGGAGAUGCAAACUAAGUUUAAGAGUAACAGAACAACAAUGGAUAAACUGAAGGUGCAUAAUUAAACGAAGAAAUUUAGCUAAUCAAAACUACAAGCUCUUAAAAAGAUGCAUCUUCAAAUAAUCAGAGCUAAAUCAUUACUGCAGAAGUAGAGACAUAGAAUUCCUAAAAACAUAUAUUUUAAUCACAGAUAGUCAAAGGCUAGUAAGAGACUGCAUCUAUCGCCAAACCUCGUUAUUAUUAGUCAGAAAUAAUACCUAAGAAUCAAUUAGAACUGUUCAAAUAUGAAAAGUUUGAGUAAAGUCAGAAACCAAGGAAGAAAUAGAAUUUGAAGGGUAACUUAUAAAAUUUGGCUCCCAUUCAGAUGGAAUAGAAGCAAUAGAUAAAUGUCUCUGAGAAACAAUAUAUUGAAUAGAACCCUCCUAGAUUUAAAAAGAUUGCUAAUUUCAAUACGUACUCAAAAAUACAGUUCGUGGUUUUAUUUAAAGAUCACUCCUACUUAAUAACAGUGUCAGACAAGGAAAUCAUAACUGUUUGGAAUUUGAAUAUGAAUUCGCAAGAAGGGUAGAUUAGAGAUCAUAGUGAGAUGAAGAAGAUCAAGAUAUUGAAGGUGUAUGAGUGGGCAGAUUCAUAUGAAAAGAAACUUGGAACACUUGCAUCAGAUUAAAUGAUUAGAAUAUUUAGUUUGGAAGAGAUGAGAUUGAAAUACAUUUGGAAGAUUGAUGAUUUUAGCGAAAUAACAUCGAUAGCAUUUUUAUCGGACAAGGAUUAAGUCUGCUUAGCUGGUACGCCCUUGAAGCAAUUCAACAUCUUCGGGAGCAAAUAUCCAAAGUAUAGGUUCUUGAGGAUUUAUAAUUCGAGAACCCUGAAGGAGAUAAUUUCACAAAAGAUAACUGCCAAUGAGGGAUAGAUAUUGAGUCCAGUGGAGUAUACAGAUAAUGAGAACAUGAAACAUGCUAGAUUGAAUAACAUUUUGGCUGUCAAUAAGUGUUACAAGGACAAAGAUGGGGGGGAAAUCCUAUUUUACUUGGUGGACAUGGCUAAUGUUUGCACUCUGAUUUUAACAUUAACAUAUGAGUAGAUCCAAGUUUGGAGUGUUAAGAAUCUUUAUUAUUUGCCUUCGAGGGGGAGCUUUGUGGUGAUAGAGAAGAACUCACCCAAAUCUUAUUAUUAAAAUAAAAUAUUCGUCAUUAAUGUCAAGCAAUUGCAGACUGAUGAUGGAUUGAAGAAUGGAAUUGUUUGCAAGCAGUUUGAUGACUCGUCUGUUCUUGAUGACGAGAUUUAUGUUUUGCCGAGGUAGGAAUAAUUGCUUAAGGUCAAGGGGGAUACUGUACAAUUGAUCGAUCUGAAAACUGAGGUUCAACUUAGUUUGUAGAUUUCACAAUAGAUGGGGGAGAAUCCAUUGAACAUCGUUUAGUCAGGGUAGAUCAUAAGAAUCGAUGGGGAAAGUUUGUAAAUAUUGGACCUUAUAUGCUGA